AUGGCGGACUCGGUGGCCCAGACCGUUCAUGGCUAUGAUCACGACAACUUGCGCCAUGUGGUUAUUACUUCGACCUGCUUUGCCUUCAUAUUGUCUACAACAUCAGUCGGGUUCCGGAUUAUCUCUCGAAUGAUUAAUGGAAGUGGUCUCUUUCUAGAUGACUGGCUGAUUAUCUUUGCGUUGAUCUUCGAAUAUGGUAUAUCGAUAGCAGGAGUUGUGUUACUCUAUAAUGGACUUGGAACCCAUAUUGUCGAGCUCUCCCCUGAACAGAUUGUUGUUUACCUGAAGACACUGUUUACAGGCUCGAUCCUCUACACUGGCUGCAUUGCGUGCAUCAAACUAUCCAUCCUGAUGCUCUAUCGCAGACUCUUCCCUGUCAAGACCAUGAAGUUCGCCGUCAAUCUUGUAUCUUUGAUUGUAAUUCUAUGGGCUGCAUGUGGUAUUCUCGCAGGCUGUUUCACUUGCAUCCCAACCGAGAAGCUGUGGCACCCCAUGGUUGAAGGUGGUUGUAUGGAUCUCUCAAGAUUCUAUUACGGCCUUCAGGUUCCCAACAUCGCGACAGACGCAAUAAUCCUCCUGAUGCCCAUGCACAUUGUAUGGAAGCUUCCCAUCUCUAAGACACAGAAGCUGUGUCUUUCCGGGAUUUUCAUCUUGGGAUUGCUGACUUUAAUAUUCGACAUCAUUCGCUUGGUCGUCCUGAUAGAGCUUUCCACUCAAGGCGAGGACAUUACAUACAACCAAGUCCCAGCAAGUGUGUGGACGUGCAUUGAGCCCGCUGUCGGAAUUGUCGCAGCCUGUCUCUCAAAUAUGCGGCCUUUGUUCAAAGUCAUACACGCUAAAGUCUUCUCUGGGCUUUCUAGCAAAUCUGCCGCCAACACGAGCAAUGCUAGCCACUCACAGAUCAAAGAGAAGUGUAGCUGGCGACGACAGAUGCCUAGUUCCACUGGUCAAGAGGGCGGUAUUCAAAAUCCCAAUGGUGAUUUGGAGCAGUCGCCAACUCAUAACUAUUCUGCUGUGUAA
Molecule: messenger RNA, 1020 nt
Organism: Penicillium coprophilum
Lineage: Eukaryota; Fungi; Ascomycota; Eurotiomycetes; Eurotiales; Aspergillaceae
Exons: 6
Coding region: 1-1020 (339 amino acids)
Source: RefSeq, a predicted model, not a curated record